GUCGUUGAGUAGUGUUCUCGUUCUCGCUCCUCCGCCACGCAAACCUGGAGCAGGGAAACGGGCUGUGCGACCUGGGCUGGAACGUACAGAACAAAACACGGCCACAGGCAAGGCCACAGCCCUGGCUGCGAGAGCCAUGCACAACUCUGCCAUCGCAGGCGCCUGCGCCGGCCUCGUGUCAUCCAUCGUUACCUGCCCGCUCGAUGUCGUCAAGACUAAGCUGCAAGCCCAGGGUGGGCCGGAUUUUCAGCCGGGUACUGCUCUGUCACAGGGGUUCAAAGGAUCCGCAGGUGGGAUAUCCGGCGGCGUCGGUGGCGGCCUCAAUCAGCUCCUCUACCCGGCCAGCUCCGGAGCGGUCGUCGGCGCAUCUGGAGGCGCAAGCGCGACGGGCGCACAUGCGUCCCAUGCAGGGAUGGGCAUCGAGUGGUCUACUUCAAACAAGGAGCAGCGCUCGAUAUCGACGGAAGAGCAGCGACGGCUGGAGAGGCGCAGGUAUGGCCGAGGGCUGCGCGCGACGGUGCGGCAGAUCUGGGAGCAGGACGGCGUGCGCGGCUUUUACCGAGGGCUCGGCCCGACAGUCUACGGCUACCUGCCAACGUGGGCGAUCUACUUUACCGUCUACGACUCCGCCAAGAGGAACUUGGUCCACGACUCUAGAUCCGGCGCGGAGGUCAAUUUUGUCAGCCAUAUCGUGGCGGCAAUGACGGCCGGCGUUGCGAGCACAAUAUGCACCAGCCCACUUUGGGUUGUUAAGACGCGGUUCAUGCUUCAAUCGGUCCGUGAUCCAAGCACACGUCCAUAUCGACAUACAUUUGACGCUUUUGUGCAAAUCUAUCGCACAGAAGGCAUGCGAGGGUUCUACAAAGGCCUCAUACCAUCCCUCUUUGGCGUCUCACACGUAGCUGUCCAAUUUCCUCUCUACGAGACCUUCAAGAAAUGGGCGCGAGAAGCAAAUCGAGGUGGUGUAGGCGCAGAUUUGGAUCCGAGCAGCAUCCUCGUCUGCAGCGCCGCGAGCAAGAUGAUCGCUUCCAUCACGACCUACCCGCACGAAGUGCUGCGAACAAGGCUGCAGAUGCAGCCACGACUCAUCCAAGAGGAGCAGCGGUCCGCAACAAACGCGUCUACCCCCUCAUCCUCCUACGGCAGCUCCUCUCGCGGACUACAUACAUUUGUACGGCGGCGGCCAGCAUGGGGCAGUGUGGUCGCAGGUUCGAGCAGUCGGGCAAGCUGGUGGAUAAACGCGUGGAGGAGUGCGCAUUACGGACGCGCUGCCAAGAGCGCGGGCAUCGUUGAAGUUUGCACGCGGAUUGCACAGGAGGAAGGAAUCAGAGGCUUCUACAAGGGCAUGGGCGUCAACCUCAUGCGGACAUUGCCCAGUUCGGCAUUGACGAUCCUCACCUACGAAAUAAUCAUGCAGCAACUACACAAGCUAGAGGAAGGGUGACCCGAGCAUGUCUUUGUGCAUUUGCAAGUAGUGCAUGCCAAUAGCAUCUUUGACUGCAUCACAAUGAUCAUAGAGAAGACAUAUGACGGGCAGGUAAUCCACGCGCGCAUACAAGAGCGAGCUUAGUAGACGAAUGGAAUAAACCU
This is a messenger RNA of Tilletiaria anomala UBC 951, 1590 nucleotides long. Its product is annotated as mitochondrial carrier. Gene Ontology annotation, molecular function: NAD transmembrane transporter activity. The record is from RefSeq and is a predicted model, not a curated record. The coding region runs from base 137 to 1444 and encodes 435 amino acids. Lineage: Eukaryota; Fungi; Basidiomycota; Exobasidiomycetes; Georgefischeriales; Tilletiariaceae. Gene Ontology annotation, biological process: NAD transmembrane transport. The transcript is spliced from 3 exons.